GCUCUUAGUGCAUCUGAACUCACAGGACCUUCAAUGAAACCUCAAAAUGCAGCCAACAAAAUGUCUCCAUCUGCUGUACAUCAGAAGUUAACAGGUCCGAACCAAGUGGAAACUCAAAAGAAGGAGUCAUUGAAAUCUGAUGCACCUUUAAAGAAGGAGACUCCAGUGCCUGAUACACUUCAAAAGAAGGGGAGUCCUACACCGGGUUCUCCUCAGAAGACACAGGCAACUAAGGCUGCUAAAGGACCAGAACCUAACACACAGGCUAGCCCAACUCCUGGUCAGAAAACUCCUCUGGAUAUCCAGGAGGCACCAGGUUCUCAGAAACCAACUGACCAGGCAAGUCAACCUGGACUAAAACAGAGUAAGGUCACCCCAGAUACAAAGCAGGAGUCAGGAAAUCUAUUUGGCUCGAGUGGUCCUAAAAAAGGGCCUGAUGAGUCCAAAACAACAGAGUCCGUCACUGGGAAGAUGUUUGGCUUUGGUUCCUCCAUUUUCAGCUCAGCAUCCACGUUGAUAUCAUCUGCUGUUCAGGAUGAAUCACGUACUACCCCACCAAGCUCUCGUAAGAUGUCUGCGCCAGCACAAGUCUCUCCCAAGAUGUCUGCUGCUCCCAAGGUUUCUCCAAAAAGUACACCAACAGUUUCUCCCAAAAUGUCGCCAGCAAGAGAGCCCAAAACUCCUGUUCAGAAACCAGAGCAGGAGAAGAAACCAGAAGAAUCCCGCCAGAGCAAAGAGGACAAAGCUCCAUCACAGCCUCCUAAGGCAGCAUCAAUCCCCCAAACAUCUCCUAAUGCAGGCCAGACCACCUGCCCCCUGUGUAAGGUCGAGCUUAACAUUGGCUCUAAGGAUGUUCCAAACUACAACACCUGCACUGAGUGCAAGACCACCGUCUGUACCCAAUGUGGAUUUAACCCAAUGCCUAUUGGAGAGGUAAAAGAGUGGCUAUGUCUUAACUGCCAGAUGAAAAGAGCAGUUGGAGCAUCUGAGCCACCAGGGCCUCCUAAACUUAAGUCCCAAACAUCACCAAGCAAAGUUCCUUCACCUGCUGCAGCCCAGUUGAAGGAUUCUUCCAAACCAACUACACCACAAAGGAAGGACAGUCCAAGCCCUGCUGUACAAAAGAAGGAGCCCCCAGGAGCAGCCUCACCACAGAGAAAACCAUCUGCACCAUCUGUGCAGUCAGGCAAACCUGAAGCUGCUACUGCACCAUUGAAACAGGCCAGUCCAGCACCUGAUCGUAAAACUCCACAGGAAGGACAGAAGACAGUUCCAAAGAAGCCACCAGAUCAGGCAGGCCAACCUGGAGAUAAGCAACCUGAUACUGCAAAGCCUGCAGUGUCCGUGACAAAUAGGCAAACUGAACGUAAGCAGAGUAAUGCCACAGCAGCGACACAGCAACAGUCAGGAGGCUUCUUUGGUUUUGGAGGUGGUAAAUCUCAACCCGAUGCUGCAAAGCCGGCAGAUUCAGCGGCUGGGAAAAUGUUUGGCUUUGGUUCCUCCAUCUUCAGUUCUGCAUCAACUUUGAUUACCUCAGCUGUUCAGGACCAGCCCAAGACUACUCCACCAGUUUCUCCCAAGAUGUCUCCUGCAAAAACGGUCAAGUCGCCUAGUGCACAACAGCUGGAACAGCAGAAGAAAACAGAGCCAUCCCAGCAGACCAAGACACCUCCACCAGGACAGGCCAAAAUUGACAAACCCCCAUCAGAGCCUCCAAAGGCUGCAGCAGUCUCUCAAGCCGCUGUCAAACCAGGCCAGUCUACCUGUCCACUCUGUAAGGUUGAACUCAAUGUGGGUUCAAAGGAUCCACCUAACUACAAUACCUGCACUGAAUGCAAGAACACUGUCUGUAACCAGUGUGGAUUUAACCCUAUGCCAAAUGAAACAGCGGUAAAAGAGUGGCUGUGUCUCACCUGCCAGAUGCAGCGGGCUCUAGGAGCAACACAGCCCCAAGGAGUGGCCUCUGUCAACUCUCAGAUACCUGCAAAGCCCCAAAAGAAAGACAUCAUAAGCCCAGCUGAACCUGAAAAGACAGUCUCACCCCAGAGGAAACCGUCUGUAACAGCACAGCCAGCUACAGCUGAGGCUUCUACUAAGCCAGAAGGUCAAAAGCAACCCAGCCCAGUUUCUGCUCAGAAGAAGCCACAGGAGCCGCAGAAAUCACCAGGUCCUAAAACACCAGACCAGACGAGGCAAACUGAACGUAAGCAGAGUAAUGCCACAGCAGCAACACAGCAACAGUCAGGAGGCUUCUUUGGUUUUGGAGGUGGUAAAACUCAACCUGAUGCUGCAAAGCCAGCAGAUUCAGCAGCUGGGAAAAUGUUCGGCUUUGGUUCUUCCAUCUUCAGUUCUGCAUCAACUUUGAUUACCUCAGCUGUUCAGGACCAGCCCAAGACUACUCCACCAGUUUCUCCCAAGAUGUCUCCUGCAAAAACGGUCAAGUCGCCUAGUGCACAACAGCUGGAACAGCAGAAGAAAACAGAGCCAUCCCAGCAGACCAAGACACCUCCACCAGGACAGGCCAAAAUUGACAAACCCCCAUCAGAGCCUCUAAAGGCUGCAACAGUCUCCCAAGCCGCUGUCAAACCAGGCCAGUCUACCUGUCCACUCUGUAAGGUGGAACUCAACAUGGGAUCCAAAGAUCCACCGAACUACAACACCUGCACUGAAUGCAAUAGCACUGUCUGUAACCAGUGUGGAUUUAACCCCAUGCCAAAUGUGUCAGAAAUGAAGGAGUGGUUGUGUCUGACUUGUCAGAUGCAAAGAGCUCUCAAAGCUGCUGAAUCAGUAGAGCCUCCACUGAAGAAACCCCAGGCAUCACCCAGCAAAGUGCCCACACUUGCUGCUGCCCAGAAAGACGCUGCUGCCAAUCAAAAGAAAGACAUUGUUUCCACAGAAAAGGCAGAAGUGCCAGAAAAAGAUCAGAAGGGCAGUACAACACCAGGUGCACCACAAAAGAAAGAAGACACUAAACCCUCAUUACAAAUGGACAUUACCAAAACAUCAACCACUGCCACACCAUCUGCAAAAGAGAUCAUGGGUCCUGUUUCAGCCCCAACAAAAGAGGAGAAAACUGCUUCACCACCUACCAAGAAGGCUCCCAUCCCCACUGCACCUCCAGCCAAAGAGAAGACAGCUGUAGUUUCAGACCUCAACAAACCACUUCCUGCUCAAGCUCCUCCUGUCAACACGGAUGUUGCAACUUCUCUCCAGCAGAAAAAAGUUAUGACUCCACCAAGUUCUCCUAAACCUAAAGAAGUAUCAGAAAAGAAAGAGGAGAAGGCAGAAAUAGUUAUGAAACCAGCUGAUGAGCCAGUGAAACCCUCUGAUAAAGUACAGCCCCCAACAGCCUUAAACAAAGACUCAAACGCUGUUGAAACACCGCCUGCCAAAUCUGUUCCACCAGCAGCACAGCAAACAAGUAAAGAAUCAGGAGGUUUCUUCAGCUUUGGUAGUCCUAAAUCACAGCGUGCUGCCUCAAUAACACCCGAAGCUGUCACUGGGAAGAUGAUGGGAUUUGGUUCAUCCCUCUUCAGCUCAGCAUCCACCUUGAUAUCAUCUGCAGCUAAGGAGGAGUCCCGCACAACACCACCAAGUUCUCGCAAAAUGUCUGCCCCAGCACAAGUCUCUGGCAAGAUUUCUCCAAAGUCCAGCCCCCCAGUUUCUCCAAAGAUGACUUCAGCAAAGGAGGCCAAACCACCUGCUGCUCAGACACCACCUGCGGAAAAGAUACCAGACCAACCUCAACAGGCCAUGGCUCCUCCAUCGGAACAGGACAAAGUGGACAAAGGUCUAUCAGAGCCUGCAAAACCAGAAGCCCCCCAAGCUGCUCCCAAAGUGGUCCAGUCUACUUGUCCACUCUGUAAGAUGGAACUUAAUAUGGGCUCCAAAGAUCCUCCCAACUACAACACCUGCACUGAAUGCAAAACCACUGUCUGCAACAAAUGUGGAUUUAGUCCUAUGCCAAGUCUAAAGGAGACAAAGGAAUGGCUUUGUCUCAGUUGCCAGAUGCAAAGAGCACUUGGAGCUUCUGAACCUCUGGGCCUUCCCAUGAUAAAACCCGCACCUUCUCCAAGCAAAGAGGUCCCUGCUACCAUACAGAAAAAUAAAGAGACCCCGUUGUCAACUUCUCAGGAAGACAUCCCUAAACCAGCCGCACCCAAAAAUGAGCUUGUUGAUGUUGCCACAACCAAAGAAACUGAAUCCCCAGCUGUUGGUGCACCAGUGAAGAAAGUUACCCCUGCAGCUGCUUCAUUGCCUGACAAAACUGUUCCAUCCACUACAACAAAGACUGAUGUUUCCCCGGCUUCACCAAAGCCUUCUGGAGAGACACCUAAAGGACAACCAAAUACACCUCCACAACAGCCUCCAGUGUCUGCUCCUCCACCAGGCUCAGAGGCAGGAAAGCCAUCCCCACCACAGCCUCCAAAAGCUGUGACAUCUACCCCUAAGCCUGCUCCUCCACCAGGCCCAGAGGCAGGGAAGCCACCCUUAGAGCAGCCUCCAAAAACCGUGACUUCUGUUGCUAAGUCUGCUCCUCUAUCAGACCGAGAAGCAGGAACGCCACCCCAACAACAGCCUCCAAAAACUGCGACUUCUACUGUUAAGUCUGCUCCUCCACCAGGUCAAGAAGCGGGAAAGCCACCCCCACAACAGCCUGCAAAAGCUGGUACCUCCCCAGCCAAAUCUGCACCGCCAGCAGCUCAGCCUGCUAAACAGGCAUCAGGAGGCUUCUUUGGUUUUGGUGGACCUAAAACCCAGCCUGCUGCUGCAAAGCCUGCUGAGUCAGUGACUGGGAAGAUGUUUGGCUUUGGGUCAUCCUUCUUAAGCUCUGCAUCAACUUUGAUAACCUCAGCUGUCCAGGAUGAACCUAAAACAACACCACCUACUCCACGCAAGAUGUCCGCCACAGUCUCUCCUAAAGCUACACCACCAGUCUCUCCUAAGAUGCCCCCUGCCAAGGAGACCAAACCCCCUGCUGCUGCACAGAAAGCUGAGCCACCUCAACAGGCCAAGCCAGCUCCAUCACCUACCCCUACACCACCAACUCCACGAAAGAUGUCCACUACAGCCAAUGUCUCUCCUAGAACUACACCACCAGCCUCUCCUAAAACUGUAUCUGCAAAGGACACCAAGCCACCUGCUGUCCAGAAAACAGAGGAAAAGAAACCAGACAAACCACAGCAGGAAAAGACUCCUUCAACAAUUCAAGCCAAAGUGGACAAAGCUCCAUCAGAGACCCCCAAGGCACCAUCAGACAUCCAAGGUGCUCCAAAGGCGGUUCCAUCCAUCUGUCCACUCUGUAAGGCCAACCUCAACAUGGGCUCCAAAGAACCGCCCAACUACAAUACUUGCACAGAGUGCAAGACUACCGUCUGCAACCAGUGUGGAUUUAGUACAAUGCCAACGGUGGCAGAGGUAAAGGAAUGGCUUUGUCUGAACUGCCAGAUGCACAGAGCCCUUGGAGCAUCCGAGCCAACUGGACCUCCUGUAGUAAAACCUCAGCCCUCCCCAAGCAAGGUCACUGCACCUCCUGGCUCUGAAAAGAAGGAUGUACAGACAUUAGUCCAGAAGGACAAGUCUACAGAAUCAGCAGCAGUCAAAAAAGAAGUCACUCAAGCAAUGCCACAGAAAAAAGAAAUGCCCAAAGCUGAGGCUCCAGUGCUUCCUGCAGUCCAAAAGACAGAGGCACCACGACGAGGUUCUGUUCAAAAGACACAUGUCCCUCCGGGUACUGAACAAGGACAAGUCCAGGAUUUGGCUGGUGUGCAACAGCCUGUUGGAAAAGCCCCACAAGUGCAGCCUUCUCAAGCUACAAAGCCAGAAGUCAAGGCAGGUCCUUCAAAACAAGAAGCUGGAAAGCCACCACAACAGCCUGCAAAAGCUGCGCCCCCUCCUGCCAAAUCUGCACCACCACCAGCUCAGCCUGCUAAACAGGAGUCAGGAGGCUUCUUUGGUUUUGGUGGUCCAAAAACCCAGCCUGCUGCUGCAAAGCCUGCUGAGUCAGUGACUGGGAAGAUGUUUGGCUUUGGGUCAUCUUUCUUAAGCUCUGCAUCAACUUUGAUAACAUCGGCUGUCCAGGAUGAACCUAAAACUACACCACCUACUCCACGUAAGAUGUCCACUACAGUCUCUCCUAAAGCUACACCUCCCGUCUCUCCUAAGAUGCCUCUUGCAAAGGACACCAAACCCCCUGCUGCUGCACAGAAAGCUGAGCCACCUCAACAGGCCAAGCCAGCUCCAUCAGCACAGGCCAAAGCAGCUCCACCAGAGCCUCCAAAACCCAAAGAUGUGACCCCAGUUGCUCCUAAAGCAGGCCCGUCCACCUGUCCACUAUGUAAGGUCGAACUCAACGUGGGCUCCAAGGAUCCUCCCAAUUACAACACCUGCACUGAAUGCAAGAACACUGUCUGCAACCUUUGUGGAUUUAAUCCCAUGCCUCACACAGGAGCGAAGGAAUGGCUGUGUCUGAACUGCCAGACUCAGAGGGCUUUGUCUGGGCAGCUGGGAGACUCAGGAAAAAUGCCCCAGCCUUCACCUGUAUCUGCCAAACCAGAGAACCUGGCCACACCUACAGCCAAAAAGGCAGAGCCCAAAAUUUCCCCUACAAAGGCAGAGCCUGCUCCUACGGCUACAAAAUCACAGCCUUCACCUGCCUCCAUUGCGGCAGUGCCAGCAGUUCCAACCCUAAAAGCAAAGGUGGAACCUCCAUCUGUCAAAAUGGAACCCACAGCUACAGCAGUUUCUGCAAAAAUCGAGAUAGAGACCACACGCGUACCUUCAACAGCAAAGAUUUCACCUGUUACAGCAGAAAAACAGCCUUUAACAGCAUCCACAGCAGAAGCCAUUCUACCUGCUAUGGCUGCUGUGCAACAGAAAGCAGUAACAGCAAAGGUUGAAGAUGUUCCAAAGACUGUGACAGUGGAAACUAAAGAAGAGGUAUUGAAAGUGGAGCCUGGUGAAGCAGAACGUCCAAAAGCUGAGGAGUCUAAACCUGACCUUCCAAAAGUCAAGGCAGAAGCAGGUGUAGCUGCAGCUUUCUCUUUGCCAGUGACUGAAGCUACAGUUGCACCCACCCCCCCUAUUGCUGCAGAGGUUGCUGUGGCUGGAGCUGUUCCAAGGACUGAAACAAGGCCAGAAUUUUCUACUCCAGAGAGGAUUAUUAAGGAAGUGCAGCCUGAUGAUCAUAUCAAACUGACAGAGCCAACAAAACCAUUACAGCAAGUUGAGGUGCAACCAAAGUCACAAGAACCACAGCUGGCACUGAAAGUAGAACCAGACGUAGCAGCUGACAGCAAGGAAGUGGCUGAUAAGACAGUUAAAAAGACUACUGACGUCACCUCAACUCCAGAGACACAACCAGUCUCUACAAAGAUCACCACAAAAGAGCAGGAUGAAAUCAAAGCAGAGCCAGUGAAAGAGAGAAAGGUCUCUCUACCUACUGGGCAGGUUAAACUGGAAAGCACAGUUGCCGCUGCGACAGCUAAAACGCCUGAAUCCAAAGCAGAGGAGCUUGAAGAAGAUCAACCACAGAUUUUACCCAUAACACAGGAAUUGAAGGAUGGGCAGGUGGUUGAUGAUACAAAUAAAAAUGAAAUAAAUACAGAUACAUCCAUUCCAGUAAAGGAGGAGGUCAAGGCUGAAAGAAGGCGCCUAAGUUUCCAAGCAAUGGAUGAGAGCAGCGAAAGUGAACUCACACCCUCACCUCAAGUCCAGAGGAGAAGGCUGAAGGUCAGCAAUCUUUCAUCCAGCAGUGAGGACAUUAAAACUGAAAGCGCUGACUCCUCUAUGGAAGAUGAAGAAUUCAUCCGCAAGCAGAUAAUGGGUAUGGGUGAUGAAGAAGAAAUGUCUGUUUCAGAAGAUGAGAAAGACAAUAAUUUGGCAGAUGAGGACGCUAUCAAAGAGAUUGAGCUUGAUAAUGCUUCAAUGACAGCCACAAAAAGUAGCACAGAGAAUGAAGAAAGCCCAGCCAGGAAAAAAUCCCUCCCAAAAACUGAAACUGCAACUACUCAAGAUGUUCCUGAAACAAUGCCCAGCAGUACUUUCAAGAAAGCUAUUCCAGCCAUGAGACAGAGACAAAGCACUGAUGAAGAAGUAGAGAGCAUCACAGAAUCCCUGUCAAAGGGAUCGUCUAGUGUUCAGGUAUCAAGCUUUACCCCAGGAUCUUCACCCACGUCUGCCUCGUCUCUGGAGGAGGACAGUGAUAGCAGCCCCAGUCACAGGAAAGUCAGUGGGGACAAACAGCAUCGCAAAGGUAGGCACAGGCAGCCAACCCAGCCUCUCCCCACUAUUGAAGACUCCUCUGAGGAAGAGAAGAUGAGGGGAGAAGAGAAGUCUAGGAAAGACAAAGAUGAAUUUAGAGCCCAUGGCCAACCACUGUCUCCAUCUGAAGAUGCUUCGUCUACAGAGAAUCUGAGACAGGUAAUGACUGAAACCAGUAGAACAUCUGGCUCUGAGCCCUCUGUAAGUAUAGACUCAGAAUCAGAGGCUAGGCGAGCUGUCCAGAGAGGACGCAAGCCUUCGUCGACAGUGAUACCAUACCUUUCUUCUGAUCCAUUUAAAGAGAAGGAUACUGUGACAAAAUCAUUGAAGAGUGCCGAAGAAGCAUAUGAGGAAAUUAUUCAGAAGACAAAAGCUAUUCCAGGGGAGAGCCCCCCUGAUAUUGAGCCUCUCUAUGGAGGAAUGGCAAUAGAGGACUACCUUUAUGAAUCCUUAGUAGAGGAGCCUGAAUUUAGGAUAGGUGAAUCUCCAGAGGAAGAACUCAAACAGGAUACUAGCGCAGAGAGUCUCAAAAAACUCAGGUCUCCGGAGGAAGUUUAUGAGGAGAUGAUGCAAAAAAAGAGAGAACUGAUGAUGAUAGAGCAAGAGUUUCAACAGGCUCAGACUGCUAUGGAAUCUUCUUUAUUAGUGGCUUCAGUCACUGAGCCUCCCUCAGUUGCUGAGACCUGUGUGGUGACCAUACCGAUGGAAGAGACAUCCCUCACUGAGCAAACUGAUAUGCCUCUUACAGGCACUGAAAGUUCUGGUGAAGUGCCAGUGAAGAAAAAGAAAAGGCCAGCUCCACCACGCCCGUCUGAACCUCCUAAGCGCUCAGAGGGGACUGUUGUUCCUAGCACUACUGGUGGAUCUAUAGGUUUUGUUAGGCCUAUGGUUCCUCAAGAUCCUGCACUCAUGAAGGCAUUGUUCCCCAUACCAGACCUUAAGAUUACCCAGUGUUCAUCUGGGGAGGAAGAGGAUGACAGUCUUGCAGACGAGUAUGGUGUUGGUAUUUCCUCUGACAUUACCCCCAGUGAUGAAUCUGACACUAAAGAAGAUCAAUCCAUAAGCCCACCUUUGUCUGAAACCGCUGAGAUGGAACCUAUCUGUGUGGUCUGUGAAAUCCCAGAGCCAAAACCUAUUCCAACACCAAUAUCGGCCCCAGAACUAACCACUACACCUUCGCCUGUAUCACCAAUGUCACCUCUAACUUCACCAGCCACUCCAGAUUCCAGUUUGGCUUCUAAUGCUACAUCUUCAUCCUCAUUCCAAGCUCAAACACCACUUUCAGCAGAUUCAACUCCGCUGUCUACACCAACACCUCCAACUUCAUUUGUAACACAGUCACCUCCAGAGAUCUCACCACCAUCAGCUGCCACAAUUGCAACAGUACCGUCUAGUCAGGGCUCAGUCUCUCACCCUGCUCCAGCCACAGUCAUAGUCACAAUACCAGAUGUGGUGUCUGAUCCUUCCAAAGCUCAAACAACUGCAGUAAUUCAAGUUAAGGCUCCUACAGCUGAAGCUUCAACUCCAGCCCCACAUGGGACAUCUACUCCUGUACCUGUUAUAGUUCAAAUGCCAGACUUGGUUUCAUCUCCAUCUCAGGUGCCUAUUGAGGCUCCAGCUGUUAUACUUGUCUCAGCACAGAGUCCAGCACCUGCUGUUGUGUCAGCUCAACCUAAAACUUUAGUUACAGCUACACCUGCUGCAGUUGCUACACCUGCUGCAGUCUCCACUCCAGCUUCAGCCCAUGUUGCUCCUUUCACUCUGGAUUCAUGCCCUGGGCCAGUCAUAGUACAAAUGCCUGACUUGGUUUCAACAACGUCUCCAAUCUCUGCACAAGCCCCACUACCAAUCUCAUCCCUCAUAACUACCCCAGCUCAAGCCCAAGCCAAAGUGGUACAUGCAGUCCCUGUACAAGCAACAGUCCCAUCAGUGAGCCCAGGAACAAUCCCAGCUCAAACAGCCCACGUGCCUACUCCAGCAUCAACUACUAUAAUCAAAAAGAAGGUUCCACCACCUCCUCCCCCUCGGUCUACUUCAGUGUCAUUACCUGAGCCUAACACAGAGCUGCAGCCUGUAAGAACUAUUCAGCAGGUCACCCCAAUUAUGACCACCACUGUAGCUAGGGGAACCACAGCGGCUGGCCAGCAAAUGCAGUCUGUAGUUGUGGAUAUACAGCCAAGAAUGGAAGACAUGCAACCUGAUAACAUGGCUGUUCCUCAAGUAGUGACCCCAACCAGACAAGGACAUGUUGUAAUUAUAGUGCCAAGUGUGGAAAACAUGUCUCUGCAUGGACAAACCCCACAAGAUAAAGCUAGCACAGGGUCAAUAGCUUCCACCGCUUCUCUGCCACCAAGUGGUCCAAUAGCCUCAGAUAUACCCAGCACAGUUACAACUUCACUAUCCACAAAGGUGUCAGCAGUGCCAGUAGCUUCAGCUCCACCACUUCCCCCUAAACCUAUGGCAGGUACAACAGUUGUAGACACAGUAGAAAUACCUGUAGCAGAUACACCUCCACCACCCUCAACUACUUCACCAAAGCCAACAGUUUAUUCAAAAACAGUGGUUCCCAUUGCAGUCACUAUUGCUACAGCAGCAGUAACACAAGUUUCUGACACAACAACUGGCCCCAGUCAAACCACAAAGCCUCCUCCACCCAUACCACCUAAGCCUAUAUCAAUUCCUGCUGGACUGGUUUUCAGCCACAAGCCAGGAGAGAGUGUCAAACCACCUCCCCCUCAUGUGAUGCCCAAAGCUGCAACACUACCCAGGACCAAAGAACCUCCAAAUGCUCUGUCACUUAGCCUGACACGACCCGUGGAAUCUAAGUUGGGUGCAACAUCUCCUAAGUCACCUUUGUCUCCUAAACAUGCCAAAUGUUUGCAAACCUAUGUGGUGAUAACCCUUCCAUCUGAGCCUGGCUCACCAACAGAGGCCAUAACAGUCCAAGCGCCUGUAAGACGAGGUUCCAUCCCAUCUACAAAAGUGUCAGGUGUACGGACCACGCCCUUAGAACAGAAAACACCUACUGAGGCAUUCUCAACACAGGCUACAGUUAGGAGAGCCUCUGUCCCCACUGUAAGGCACCCACCUCCAAUAGCCAUAGCUCCAACUGUGGCAGUAGAGCAAGUGACAUCUUCUGAGGAAGUGGUUGCCAAAGUGCAAGCCAGGAGAGACUCUGUGCCUUCUGAAGUGUUACCACCACCAACACCACCACCUGUAGCUGAUGUCAUGGUAGUGUCAUCAGCUCAGGAAACAUCUAUUCAGGCAAUUAGUGUACCUCCUCCAAUUAAGAAACCAUAUAUGCAACAGCAACAACCAAUUACUCAGCCACUGCCACCACCUAAAACAAGCUUUGAGGUUAUCACAAUGCCCCCAGAGCCAAUGGUUGUUAUUCAACCACAAACAAUCCAAGCCACAGCAAGAGCCCCGUCUGUACCACUCGCUCAACAACCAAGCACAGCCACAGAGGUCAUAACAGUUCCAUCAGAGGUUUCAGCUGAAGCAUUAGUUCCUCAGGCCUUAAUACCAAUUGUACCUGUGCAGCCACAGGGUCUAACAGAAGUUGUUGCUGUACUUCUGCAGCCUGAGAUACCUUUAGAUGCACUAGUUCCCCAAGUUAGACCAGCUACAGUGUCCCCUGAUGUCUCUUAUCCACCAGUUACAGCUCAAAUAGAAAUGCUGCAGAAACAACAGGAUAUACCUUCUCAUGUCACAGUCACCGAGACAGAUAUGGUACAGGGAGAGAUCCAGCAAAUUCCUGCUCAACAGCAAGUUACCGUAGUUGAAGCAGUGACUUACUCUGCUGAACUCCCAUCAGUGCCACACACUGUUCAGCCUUUCAUGACAGAGCAGCUAUCUUUGCAGCAGCCAUCUCUUGUAGCUGAAGUGUCGACCCUCCGGAGAGAGUUUGAAAUGCCUACAGAAGUUAUUACAACUGAUACUGCUGUUAGAUUGCCAGGAGUAGCAACCAUAUCUCCAGUACCUUAUCCUUUACCUCUAGUUGCUGAAGUAACUCCAACACCAGAAGUACCUAAGUUUAUGCCAACUACAGUUGCUGAGAUAACUCCUACAAUUGGUAAAGUAACACCAUCACCUCCUGUCAUGGAAGUCCAACCAAUGGCAGUGCAGCCAGAAGUCCCCUACAUUCCACAGGUCUAUGACACGAUUACUUCCUCAGUCAUGCCACAUUCAAUGCCACCACUGGAAGUCAUAGCAUUGCAGCCUGAACGUGAGACACCCACAGAGAUUAUAACAAAGGAAGUUGAUGUAAGAGCUUCAAUACCAUCAUCAGUGUUGCAGCCCCAGGCAUUGGCUGGGAUGCCAGUUGGAGUUAUUUCAACUGAGGAAACCACCAGUAGGAGGAGAACAUCUAUAUCUUCAAUAGUACAACCAACAUACACAACAAAUGAGACAUUUAUUUAUCCUGCAGAGUAUGAAACACCCACACAGGUGGUUACAACUGAGGCCUUUGCUACCACCAGGAGAGAAUCCAUAACCAUGCAGCAGCCAAUACCAAUGGCACAUAUAGUAAAUAUGCCUGCUGAAAAAGAUGUUCCUAUUGAUGGUUAUAAUGUUCAGGACCCCUACAGAAGAGGAUCUAUUCAUUCAACAGAACAAAGACCCCAAGUAUUAACGUAUUCUUCAGAAUAUGAUCACCCUCUAGAGAUAAUAACCACUGAGGCAUACACCAGGAGAACCCCAAUUCCUACAGCACAGGACAUUCCACAAGGUGUACCUGUGGCCCCAGUCACCAUCACUAAAAUUCAGCAAGAGUCUAUUGAGAGCCAAGAGAUUCGAGGACCAGAAAAGGUGGUCUCCAGUAUGAGUCACAUGUAUUCUUCUUCAAUUUCCACCUCAGGCCAGCCUCCUGAAAACCUGCCUAACCUGGUCACUCAGGUGGUUACCACUGAAGUCCAAAGGACCACUGUCUCUGUUGUCCAUGAAAGACUUCCACAAGUCCCUCAGCCAAGUGUAGCAAUCACUAUUCAACCAGACAUAGCUAAAGUCCAAUCUCUGCCAAAACAGAAUGGCAAAAUAAUCUACCCUGGUGAUGUUAUCGAUUUACGUACAAUGAAGGUUGGCGUAAAGAUGACUGAACAAGGCAUGGACCUAACACCACCUGAGUCAUGUCGACAGUCUUUUUCAAGUGACUCUAGUGGGCGUCAAAUCACAGCUGUGCAGCCUGAAAUAGUAAAUCUUAGUGCGGAGAUCACUCCUGCGACCACAUUGUCUGUGGUCACAGACAGCAUCACAAUAGUCACAUGCACAGCCACCAUUGCCUCAUAUAACAACACUCCAGCAGAAAAACCACUGGAUUUGCAGGGCCCUGUUACUUCAUUGCCUCUGGCGCUCACUACAUACAAACCAUUUGAACCACUUGCUCAGAUUGUAUACAGACCUGUGAAUUCCCAGCCCAUUAUAAGUGCUGUAGCAUCCACAGCUCAAGACAUACCCAUUAAUCUUUCCUUUGGAGCUCUAGUCACCCCAGGAGGGAAACAGCCAAUGACUUCCCCAACAGCUAUCAGCAAUGGAGGUCCUGUUCUUUCUCUAGAGGCCACAGGGGCCAUGGAUCUGUCAAACUACAGACCAGUGAGAGCUAUGGUAGCUUUGUCUGACACAAGCCCAGGAGUGGUGACCACUGUUGUAGAGGAUGAUGGGACUCCAGUCGACCUUACAGCUGGCAGGAGGAGCGUGUGCUGUGAUGUCCUUUACAAGCUACCAUUUACAGGAAGCUGCAGAACACAGCCCCCGGUUACAACCCAGCCUGACAACCGCUUUGGCUAUAGGGAUGACCACUACCAAUAUGAUAAUGCUGGACUGUAUGGUAUCAAAGGCAUGAAUGGCAUUAAAGCUUCAAUGUCUGAGACCAACCUGACAGAGGCAGGACUGUUCCCUUAUGACAGCAAGAAUGACUAUGACUAUCUCAGUGGAUCUGCAGAUGGUGCUAUAGACCUCACUGCUGCCAAACUUUCUGCUGGUAAAGCUCUAGACUACACUAGCAAAACUGGAGUCUACCCUGGGAUGACUACUGCUCCAUACUCCCAGGUUCCUGCAGCUGGGUUUGGUGUAACCGGUGUUCUAAGAACUUCAGAUGGAAUAGUUUACUCUUCUGUUGCUGCCCCAGUUCCGUCCACAUAUGCAAUUACAACACAACCAGGCUCCGUCUUUAGCACUACCUUAACACCUACAUCAACAGUCCAGAACCAGUCAUUGCCGCAUCCGUAUGGCUUCAUUCCCAGUACAGACCCAGGACAGAUAAUUCCUUAUGACACAGGGCUACCUAAGGAGCUUCUACCCACAGCUUUGGCUGACAUCAUAACAGGCUAUCCAGACAUGUACUCAGACACCACCUUGGAAGCAAUUGCUGCAUCUCUGGAUGCCUUAGCCUCUUCCCCAAUAUUCCCUGGCUUAGACAACACCAAGAUGGCCCAAUAUCAGAUGGAGAGGGAGUUUCUAGAGCUAGAGAAGCUUAAGCAGCUAUGUCUUGCAGAGGAGCUGGAGUGGGAGAGGCAGGAGAUCCAGCGUUACCGUGAACAGGAGCAGCUUAUGGUCCAAAGGGAGCUUGAGGAGCUUCAGGCACUGAAACAGCAGCUUCUCUUGCAGCAAGAGGAAGAGCACCAUGCCCACAUGGUGGCCCAGCAGGAGACAUAUGCCCAGCAAAAAGAGCAGUUGCAACAAAUUCAACAACUGCAAUUGCAACUCCAGCGCCAGCUUGAUGAGCACUAUGGUAGCACUGGCACCACAGGAAACCUCCUAGAUGCUAAAUAUGCAGGGGUAGGGGACAGUGGCCAGUACUGGCCUGUCAAAGAUGAGUCUUCAACUCCAUCUAUUGGGACACAGUUAGAGGAAAGUCAGGAUCAACUUAAUUUAGUAAAGAAGCUUCAAGCUGAUCAGGACACAGGGAAAAAAAUAAUUGAUAGUGGAGUGCAGACAGAUGAUGAAGAUUCAGCAGAGAAGCAGCAUGUAGGAAGGAGAAAGAAGAAUAAGAGAAAUAUUGAUAGCUCAGCUCAGACUGAUGAUGAGGACCAAGACGAAUGGGAUGCUCCUACAAAAGCUCGGCGACGGUCUCGAAAACAUAGCAGUGAGGGGAAACAUGGCUCCAAGGUCUCUAGCAUCGCUAUCCAGACAGUGGCCGAGAUAUCUGUCCAGACUGACCACUCUGGAACUAUCAAACGUCCCAAUGUCCAGAUGGACACAAAGGUGGAAAUCAUCAAGCAUAUCUCAGCUCCAGAGAACUCUCAGAGAGGUGGCAGUCUGAGCUGUCAGACAGACUCAGACAGAAGACACACACCCAUUGAGGUUGGUUACAGCACACACUUAACAGCAGAUGUCCCCUCUAAAUCUAAAGUCUUCUACACCUCAGUCUCCCCGCUGUCCCCGGAAAAGUCACUUGGAGGGCAAAGAAUGCUGACUGCUGACCCAACCAGAUUUUCCUCUGGUCCUCGAAUAUUGAAGGCUGGUCAGAAGUCUCUGUCUGAUCCGAAAUCCCUUAGUCCUGCCGCAGAAGACAGAAUGGGUGGAUACUAUGCAGACAGCUAUAAUAGCCGAAGCUCUCCCUCUGGUACAGGUAAGAAGGUGAAGCGGACGCUACCAGACCCUCCUCCUGAGGAUGACACUCUGACAGGACGGACAGGCUACAGCACCAACUCUGCUCGUCGCCGUCUUGCCCGCAGUACAACAAUGGCCCGGGCAAAGAUCCUUCAGGACAUUGACAAGGAGCUUGAUCUUGUGGAGAGAGAAUCUUCUAAACUUCGCAAGAAACAAGCUGAGCUAGACGAAGAGGAAAAGGAGAUUGACGCCAAGCUACGGUACCUGGAGAUGGGUAUCAACCGGCGGAAGGAGGCCUUGCUGAAGGAGAGAGAGAAGAGAGAGAGGGCCUAUCUCCAGGGGGUGGCAGAGGAAAGAGACUACAUGUCUGACAGUGAAGUUAGCAACAUCAGAGAGGCCAGGGGUGACGGCCUGGAGAGACCACGGACAGCACCCCAGUCAGAGUUUGACCAAUUCAUCCCCCCACAGACGGAAGCUGAUUCCCAGUACAACACACUAACUAGUCCCUACUCUCACUAUGCCCAGUAUGUUCCCCAGACCCAAACCACCAGCCACUACACCCAACAGAACCUAUAUCAGCAGCAGUCCCUCUACCACCAACAGGUGUCUCCUUACCCAACCCUAUCCCUCUCCCAUGCCCAGGCACAGUCUAGCAACUACCAACAUGCUCUGCUCCUGCAGCAGGGAAAGCAGCGACAAACCACCCUGUCUGAUUUAGAGCCUAAGAUCACCACCAACUAUGAAGUGAUACGCAACCAGCCUUUGCUCAUUGUGCCAACCUCCACAGAAAGUGGUUAUGGGGUUGCUCACCUGGGAGGCAAGUAUGGCAGCCUGGACUUGAGGCUAGGGCUGGAGGAAAGGAGCAUGGCCUCUAGUCCCAUGUCUAGCAUUUCUGCUGAUUCCUUCUAUGCCGAUAUUGACCACCACAAUGCCAGGAACUAUGUGCUGAUAGAGGACAUAGGAGAGCUCACCAAGGCCUCAACAGGGCUGAGCAACACCGGCUUGGGCUCUGGAUUCAACAUGCCAGAUAAGGAGUUGUCCAAGGCAGACAGACUCCUCAGGGCAGCAGAAGUCAGGCGGACAGCAGAGGUGGCAGAAUUUUUAGGCUCAUCUCGACUUCAGGGUUAUGGUAAAGGAGAAGAUGACACCAUGGAGGAGCCUUAUGAGCUGAAGCUACUGAAGCAGCAGAUCAAGCAGGAGUUCAGGCGAGGAACUGAGGGACUAGAACAUUUAACAGGCUUGGGCCUGCCCCAGUAUCUCCCCAGUGAUGGUAGUUUUCGCCACUUCCCUAAAGGAGAGAAAUAUAGCAUCGGCAGGCUCACCCUUGAAAAACAGGCUGCAAAGCAACUCCCAGCAGCUGUGCUUUACCAGAAACAGAUGAAGAACAAAAAGGCCCUAAUAGACCCUAAGGCCAUCACGAAAUUUUCCCCAAUUCAGGAGAGUAGGGACUUGGAGCCUGACUUUGGCAGCUACAUGGGAUCUGGGGCCUCCUCUGUGACCAAUCUGGCUGCUACAGCUAGGUUGCUUCAGGAUGAGAUUACAUUUGGGCUAAGAAAGAACUUGUCUGAGCAGCAAAAAUAUUUAGGCUCCUCCUUGGGGGCCAAUUUAGCUGGUUCUCUAAAUAUUGGGCAGUCCCUCGGACUUGGAUCUACUAUCAGGGCCACUGCCCACGAUGAUGGCACCUACCCAAGUGGCACCCGUUCCCGCCCCUCAUCACGCCCCUCCUCCCGUCCCUCAUCUGUCUAUGGUUUGGAUCUAUCUAUCAAAAGGGACCUAUCCAGCUCCUCACUCAGACUUAAAACAGAGGGAGAAGUCCUGGAUGCAGCAUUUGCUCCUGGGGUGGCAAGAGCAAAGCCCACCAGUCUACCUAUCAGCCAAAGUAGGGGCCGUAUCCCCAUUGUGGCUCAGAACUCAGAGGAAGAGAGCCCUCUAAGCCCAGUGGGGCAGCCUAUGGGUAUGGCUAGGGCCUCAGCUGGACCUCUCCCUCCCAUCUCUGCUGACUCCAGGGACCAAUUUGGUUCCAGCCAUUCCCUGCCAGAGGUACAGCAACACAUGAGGGAGGAAUCUCGUACGCGAGGCUAUGAUCGAGACAUCGCAUUCAUCAUGGAUGAUUUGCAAGGCGCCAUGUCUGACAGCGAAGCCUACCACCUGAGGAGAGAGGACACAGAUUGGUUUGAUAAGCCAAGAGAAGGGCAUCCACAGAGCGGAAGCAUGUCAGACAGGAGACAGAUGAAACUGGUCCCUUAUGCUUUCCCUCACACUCGCAUCAAGCUUAAGAGAGACCCCAAGGAUACCAGUGUGUCAGGAAACGGACUAGGGAUCCGCGUGGUAGGUGGGAAGGAGAUUCCGGGGAGCCGAGGAGAGAUUGGAGCAUACAUUGCCAAGGUUAUCCCUGGUGGUGUGGCAGAGCAAACAGGAAAAGUUGUAGAAGGAAUGCAGGUGUUGGAGUGGAAUGGAGUCCCUCUGACGGGAAAGACUUAUGAAGAAGUGCAGUGCAUCAUGGGCCAGCCAUGUGCAGAGGCGGAGCUCUGUGUGAGACUCGACCUUAAUAUGCUGUCUGACCCUGAGCACCCACAAGCCCUGGAGCACCAUGUCCAGCUUAAGGCUGUAGGUGGGCAGCGUUCCCCUGGUGUGGAUCCUAAGCAGUUGGCUGCCGAGCUGCAGAAAGUGUCCCAGCAGCUGGCUCCUGGUAUGGCUGGAACAGGACUCGGGCCCGGGGGUUUGGGGGUCCUCUCUGCACUUGAGCGCUCAGCCCUCCUCCACUCAGGUCCUGGAUCGGCUGCCUCCAGUGGCGUGCCAAGCCCCGGCCAGCCCGCAUCCCCAGCCAUAAACAAGAAACAGCGACACAAGCCAAUGGAGGCAAUGAGGACACCUCAUGCCAUCACUGGAGAAAUUCAGCUCCAGAUCAACUAUGACAGGAACUUGGGAAACCUGAUCGUCCACGUCCUGCAGGCUAGAAACCUGGCCCCGAGGGACAACGACGGCUACUCUGACCCUUUUGUCAAGGUCUACCUCUUGCCGGGGAGAGGCCAAGUCAUGGUUGUCCAGAAUGCAAGUGCUGAUAACAAGAGAAGGACCAAGUAUGCUCAGAAGACCAUGAACCCAGAAUGGAACCAGACUGUCAUCUACAAGAACAUUCAUUUGGAGCAGUUAAAGAAGAAGACGCUGGAGGUGACAGUGUGGGACUAUGACAGAUCCUCCUCCAAUGACUUCCUUGGAGAAGUGUUGAUUGACUUGUCAAACACAGCCCAGCUGGACAACACUCCUCGCUGGCUGCCUCUGAAGGAGCAGAGCGAGAGCAUUGAGCACAGCAAAGCCCACCACGCUGCUCAAGGACCGCCAGGGUCUGGGCCAGGUCAGGGUCAUGGUCAUGGACACAGCCUUGGCCAUAUGUCAGGGCCUGGGAUGGGGCCUGGGCAUGGUAUGGGACAGGGUCAAGGACCAGACGGGGGUCAUGACUCACCUAAAAACUCUGUAAUCAAGAGCAGAAGCCAUGGAAUCUUCCCUGAUCCAUCCAAAGACAUGCAGAUGCUACCUUUGGAAAAGUCACACAGCAGCCCGGGCAGCUCCAAGUCUUCCUCCGAUGGCCAACUGCGCUCCCAUGGCCCCUCCCGCAGCCAAAGCAAGAGCAGCGUCACUCAGGCCCACCUUGAGGAUGCUGGGAUAGCCAUCGCUGCCGCCGAGGCUGCCGUGCAACAGUCCCGCCUGCAACCAAGACCAGGACACCGACUGGCAGAUGUCUCAGGGUCAGUGGUGUUGUCUGCCCCGAGUCUUGUUGGAGACGCCUAUGGAGGUCUGGAAGGUGAAGAGGGGGCGGACACUGGAGUGGACAGUGCCAUUUUUCAAGUGCCACGCAUUGGUAAGACUAUUCCUAACGGCACCGACAAAAACCAACUAGGGACCCCAGAAAAUGAAGGCGGCAAAACACAAGUAAUGGGAGAGAUCAAGGUUGCUCUCAAGAAGGAGGUGAAGACAGAAGGGGAUCAACUGGUCUUGGAGAUCCUUCAAUGCAGAAACAUCACUUACAAGUUCAAAAGCCCCGACCACCUACCAGACCUGUAUGUGAAGCUGUAUGUGGUCAAUGUAGCCACUCAGAAGAGGAUCAUCAAGAAGAAGACCAGAGUUUGCCGACACGACAGAGAGCCCUCUUUCAACGAGACCUUCAGAUUCCCUCUGAACCCAACAGGACACUCCAUACAGCUUUUCCUGGUGUCCAACGGAGGCAAGUUCAUGAAGAAGACUCUGAUCGGUGAAGCCUACAUCUGGCUGGACAAGGUGGACAUGAGGAAGAGAGUGGUCAGCUGGCACAAGUUAUUCGUCAGCUCCACUCAGACCAACCCCUGAGCGCCACGUCAAACAAGACGGAGAUGCGAUAGACUGACGACAGGUGAAGCCAGAAUGUAGUAGUUUGGAGAUCUGAUUUGACAAAAAGACGAAUACUAGACCAAAAAAAAAAAUCAAAUAGAGGAAUGAAAAAGAUCCAUUUAAUUCACUUCCUCAGUUCAUACGUUAUAAGAAGGAGGGAAUUACGUGCUAAUACCAUGACAACUUUAUCAGUCCAACACUGCCAGCACACAUGUCCACCUCUUCCCACAUCGAGUCUGUGCUGGCUGUGGACUUUGCUUGUAAGGAUGCAAACAUGCAAAUACCACAGCAGGCACUGAAACACACUCAGCAGCAAUAUGGCUUUGAGAGCAGCGACGUCUUUCUUACCAUAGUCCCCGAUUCCAUCAUCCACAUGAGACUUUCUUGUUUUGGUGCUGCGCAACUGAGCUAACAUAUCUAUGAGAGGGGGAAAGAUGAAAAAAAAAAAAAUGACAUCAGCUGAAUUAGUGUUUUCUUCAUACGAGAGUCAUUGUUGUGAUGCCGAAAUGAUGGUUGUAAUGUGUGUGGACAUCAGUGGUCUUGAAAUGUUUAACGAUGAAGGAAUGCUAAAUGUUUUCUAUGAUUCAGUUUCAUGUAAAAAGAAAAAAAAAAAAGAGCCAGACAGUUUUGCUAUGGGUUGAAGAUAAAAAUGUACAGCACUACAGACUGUAGAUAUCACAUGCAGAUUACAGAGCAUAUCAGAGAACCACAUUGUACAGCGUGAUGUUUAUAUAAUAUACAAAGAUAUAAGAUGCAGAAUAUAUCUAAAUACAAUAUACAGUAAAAGAGCUGUUCUCUUGUCAUUAGAGUAUAUAUAAUAAACUAUAGACAUAUGAUCUGUUAGGUUGAGGCUGUGGGUGACGCACUGACAAUCCAGUAGGCUACUUUAGUCUAUGGUGUAGGCAGUCUAACUAGCUGUAACGUGAAUGUGGACCUAUGUGAGCUCAAGGAUGUUUAUGAAUAAUAGCUCCGCCGGUCCUCUGAUCACACUGAUGCACCAUUCAACAGGGCUGUGAUAGAUUUUAAAGGUCAAGGUCAACAUGCAGUGGCAUUGCUAUUUCACUGGCAUGCUUUCUUGCCAGGCAGAGUUACAAUAAUACCAAGUUGAAAGUUACAAGCCAACUGUAGAGGAUGACAAGAUCACAUCUGUGUCAUCUGUACGACGUUUUAAUUUAAGGCUGUCGUAGUUGCUCAUAGUACGCUAAUAUUUCUUUCCGUGUAACCCAUCAUGUAAUUACACUGUGUCAAAACCAUACGUAGAUCUGCAACUGUCACCACCUCAGUGUGACAGCUCUGCUCUCUGUGUAUUAGUUAAAAAGCCCCCCCCCACUCCCAGUCUGAGUUUUACCUGAAAAUAACUUCAAAAUGACAACAAAAAAAAAAUUCUUACCAGUCAUAUGUCAAGGUUCCUCUGUGUGUCCGGCUGUGCUGUAAAACUCACUAUGCUGUUUUGUGUCAGUGACUCCCGUUGCAACACAGUGAACCAGCCUCUUUCACUGCCUGUGACCAAAACACUCACUCAGGCCCGCUGGGGUUCAGUCAUACACAAGUCCGAUGGGGCCAAGUCUCAGUACGAACGUGGAGCAGGUGACCCAUGCAUUUAUCUUGUAAUGUUUUGCCACCAUAUCUACAGAAUUUAAAAAAAAAUAAAAAAAUCUAUCAAGUGACCCUCAGACCUACUGUCGGUGUAUUUAGGCAUAUCACAGGGCUGAUGCAAUUUUUUAAAGAAUUAAAUAUACCAGAGGAAACGACAGACACACUUAGAGCAAGAUGUCACUUAAAUCUUAUAGCAAAUGGUAAAAAAAAGAGAGAAUAUAAUAAGGAAGGGAAUGUGGUUGAUUUCUCAGAUUAUUAUUUUGCUGUGCCAACCUUUUUUUUUUUUUUUUAAUUCCAGACCCAUUGGUUCUUAAUUCUAUGCAACAUAGAUGUGUUUGAAUGCAUUUGUUUUUUUGAACUAAAUGUUAUAUCUGUGAACAUAAAAAAAUGUCUUAUAGGAAAAUAUCUUUAAUUUGUACAUCAUUGAAAGAAAAUAUUAAAUAUAUUGAUUUUUUACUGAUUUUAAUAUGAAUUGAUGUUAACAGCCGUUAACGUCUACAUGGAGCUUGUGCACUUUAUUAUGACAUUGUUUAUUUUCUUGUCUCAGUUUUAACUGUCAUGACAUGCAAGGUUAUGUGUUUUGUGUUUCUGCACUGAAAUGAACUGAAACAUGGUGUACGUGGUGGCAGAAAAUAUCGUGGUGUGCAUUUUGUAUCUAUGUGGCAAAAAAGAAAAACACGCAGACAUGUUGGGGUUCCUGAACACGAUGCACAAUCCGGGGAGAAAUCACCCUCACUACAUCACGCUCAUAGUCUACUUACCAGUCUGUGUACAAAGUACAGUAAAUAAGACAUAUUCCCUAAAUGCUCCGUCAUGACUGUUUAACCCCUCGUGUUUCAUUAGACUUCCCCCAAGCUAAUUACUGUUUGUUCAGAUCAGCUGUUGCCUGUAAUUGUGAAACCAUCCAUGUGUUGUUGUUCUGAGGGGUGUGAAUGUGACUCAAGUCCUUUGACAUGUGUACAUAAAGUGUUUAUUUUCUACAAAGAUUGAAUGUUUAUAUUGUCCGAAGUUUGAGCAUGUGAGUGUCGAGAAAAAAAAAAAAAACCCACAAAAGACUUAUAACUGUACAGCAAUGCGUGUCUAUAGUUGUAUAAGGGGAGUUGACUGUGUAAUCAAAACAUGUGCUGUCAACCAAUGACUAUCUGUGCAACCACAUCCCGUAAACGGCUGAAACAACACAAAGGGAAAAAAAAUCUAUUCAACUUCAAUAGUUGUCUGAGACUUUAUGUUUUGGAUGUUGCAUGUUUUGUUGAUGGUUUGUCUGUAUAUUUUGCCUACAGAUUAUGUUUAAAAAGAGACAGAAUAUGUAUAGAUUUAUCUGUAUGCUGACUGUAAAGAAAUAUGCUUGUAAAAUUGUCUUGUUUUUCACUCAGUGCAAAAACAAAGAAUCUAACAUGUUAUGGUUUUGUGGUUGUACACAGGAUGUGUUGAGAUAUUAUGCAAAUUGUGCUGUAAAAAAUCAGCUGUUUCCCCUGAGUCUAAAGAAUAAAUAUU
This is a messenger RNA of Epinephelus moara (kelp grouper), 23265 nucleotides long. It is a transcript of the gene pclob, whose product is annotated as piccolo presynaptic cytomatrix protein b. The record is from RefSeq and is a predicted model, not a curated record. Gene Ontology annotation, cellular component: glutamatergic synapse; GABA-ergic synapse; cytoskeleton of presynaptic active zone. Lineage: Eukaryota; Metazoa; Chordata; Actinopteri; Perciformes; Serranidae. Gene Ontology annotation, molecular function: structural constituent of presynaptic active zone; protein binding; metal ion binding. The coding region runs from base 61 to 20154 and encodes 6697 amino acids. Gene Ontology annotation, biological process: presynaptic active zone assembly; protein localization to synapse. The transcript is spliced from 30 exons.